Molecule: messenger RNA, 783 nt
Organism: Dujonia railenensis
Lineage: Eukaryota; Fungi; Ascomycota; Pichiomycetes; Serinales; Debaryomycetaceae
Source: the annotation of a GenBank genome assembly
AUGUCGCCAACUGUAUACUCUCAAGCCGAAUCUGCCGAAGUAGCCAAUGCUGUCGGGAAGUACGUCUUAAAAUUACAAGACAAGGCCUUAAAGGAAACUGAUACGUUUACAAUUGCUUUAUCCGGAGGUUCCCUUGGUAAAGUCUUGAAAAAGGCACUUAUUGAUAACAAGGAAAUUGCUGCACACAUAAAGUGGUCCAAGUGGGAAGUCUAUUUUAGUGAUGAGAGAAUUGUGCCUUUAGCGCAUGAAGAUUCCAAUUAUGGACUUUUCAAUGAAAUGGUUUUAAAGAACCUCAAAGGUGAUGACAAGCCAACUGUCUACACCAUCGAUGAAUCAUUGAUCUCCGGAGAAGAUGGACAAGUCGAAGGUGCAGAUGAGGCUAAGGACAACCAAAUUGCUGAAAAGUACGAAUCUCAACUUUCUCAGAAAAAGAAUUUUGACUUGAUCUUAUUGGGAUGUGGUCCAGAUGGCCACACCUGCUCUUUAUUCCCUGGCCAUGCAUUGCUUAGUGAAAGAAGUAAGAAGAUUGCUUACAUAAAGAACUCUCCAAAACCUCCACCAAGAAGAAUCACCUUUACCUUCCCAGUAUUGGAAGCUGCGAAGUCAAUUGCAUUUGUCGCUGAAGGUGCAGGAAAGGCUCCUAUCUUAAAAGAGAUCUUUGGUGACAAGGAAAGCAAAUUACCAUCCAAGUUGGUCAAUGACUUACAGAGUGGGGUGGAAGUCUCUUGGUUUGUUGAUGAUAGUGCAAUUACCGGAGUCGAUGUCUUAGCAUCAAAGUACUGA